Symbiodinium natans is the source of this 765-nucleotide messenger RNA. The record is from the annotation of a GenBank genome assembly. NCBI's taxonomy places the organism in Eukaryota, Dinophyceae, Suessiales, Symbiodiniaceae.
AUGAUGCUAUCUCGCUUCUUGGCUUUCUGCGCUCUGGCGGCUGCCGAAACCUGCCUGAACGGCACGGAGUGCGAGGAGGCGAACUUGCUGAGCUAUGCUGCGGAGGAGGACUUUCCUUGGGCUCGAAAGCGGAAAUUUCGAGGUCAUCCCCACUCCGGCUACCGAUCCUGCAAGCGUGCUGAGGGGCCCAGCUUGGCCGAGGGACCAGUGCCUUGCACCUAUUCCAAGACCUAUGCCUAUCCGGCCUCGGUGGUGCAACAAGAUUCCGGAGGAGUGGCGCAGAUGGAGAGUCGAUGCGACAAUGCUGGGGAGGACUAUGUGAAUAAUCCGUGUGAUGCCACCUGCAUUAUCAACUCCAACUCGCAAGGAUAUGACUACAUCAAGUGGGAUGCCAUCAAGGCCUGCCCUUACCCGGCAGGCGCCACGGAACUUCCCAUCGUAACGACGCAGGAUCAGUGUAUGCAGCUCUAUGACAACUUCACUGCGCUGGGUGAGGCUGUGGAUAUCACUUGGAACGGCGAGGUCUACAAGACGGGAAUCGGCCAUGGAGCACUGAUUGGUGUGCGUGGGAACUGCCUCACCAUCCGCUACAACGGCAAGAACGCCGUGAUCUUUCAGGUGGACAUACGGUCGUGGUCCCUGGAAAUCACACAGGCCACCUACCUCUACCUCACAGACAACGAGAAUCCCGGCGGCUUUUGCUGGAUCCCUGAGGUCGAGAUUGUGAACUGCUUGGAUAUCCCGGGGAUGCCCACCAGCCUGUAG